Phlebotomus argentipes is the source of this 2137-nucleotide messenger RNA. It is a transcript of the gene Hs3st-A, whose product is annotated as heparan sulfate glucosamine 3-O-sulfotransferase 5. Gene Ontology annotation, molecular function: [heparan sulfate]-glucosamine 3-sulfotransferase activity. NCBI's taxonomy places the organism in Eukaryota, Metazoa, Arthropoda, Insecta, Diptera, Psychodidae. The coding region runs from base 270 to 1466 and encodes 398 amino acids. The transcript has 6 exons. The record is from RefSeq and is a predicted model, not a curated record.
AUUUUGAUUUCGUUAAGUUUAGUGAAAUUUGUAGUGUGUAAAAUUGUUAAUUGUAAGAGUAGAGAAAUUGUGUUAAUUUAUGUUUAAUCACACGUCAAUAGUUCCUGAUGGUGGGCAGCACGGGAACGGUGCUGGAGUUUGCAGAAAACGAAUCAAGUAAUUGAAGCAUUUUACAUGCGACGAAGGACUUUCUCCCACACAAUAAAUGCAAUCGGCUGCCGAAGUGGAUGGUGCUUCAGAUGUGAAGAAAGGUACACACAGGAAUCCAAAUGCCAAUGGGAAAACUCCGUCGUGGUGACCAGACAAGAGAUUGUUCUUUGAAAUUUCCCUUGGAUAUUCUAUGGCUCCCUAAAUCUGCUAUCAUGAAGCCUGUCGGGCCAGAUAUUUCAUAUUCCGAGUAUAUUCUCGUGGUUGGAAUUUCCAGACCAAAAUUGGCGGCUCUCUUUCUCUCUGUCAUGAUUAUUUCGCUUUUUUUCACCUUCCACGUCUUAUAUGAUCGCGCUGUAUUCAGUAUGCAGGUAACACCAACAACGGAUGGCGGAUAUUCAAUGGGAAAUCGCCGCAAUGUUUUCGACGAUGCUGGUAUUGUCAUCAAUCAUCCCAUUGUUGUGCCGAAUCGUGUUCACUUCCCCAAAACGGGUCGUCGCCUUCCCCAGGCGCUGAUAAUUGGGGUGAGGAAGUGCGGCACUCGAGCCUUGCUAGAGAUGCUGUAUCUGCAUCCGCGCGUCCAGAAGGCCGCCGGUGAGGUGCACUUCUUUGAUCGGGACGAGAACUAUCUGAAAGGCCUCGAGUGGUAUCGGAAGAAGAUGCCGCACUCCUUUCGCGGGCAGAUCACCAUUGAGAAGAGUCCAAGUUAUUUUGUCACACCUGAAGUACCUGAACGUGUUAGAGCGAUGAAUGCUAGUGUUAAACUAUUAUUAAUUGUUAGAGAGCCAGUCACAAGAGCAAUAUCGGACUACACCCAGCUGAGAAGUCACUCAGCCACGGCAACACUCCCCCAGCAGAGCACCACGAGUGGCGGUGUUGCUCCAUCGACACAGGUGUCUCGAAAUUUCGAGGAACUGGCUCUCUAUCCCAACGGAUCCGUCAAUGAGUCCUAUCGUCCGUUGGUCAUAUCAAUGUACCACUUGCACUUGCAUCGAUGGCUCGAGGUAUUUCCGCGUGAACAGAUGCUGAUAGUGAAUGGUGAUCAGUUGAUUGACGAUCCACUGUCGCAGUUGACAAGAAUUGAGACCUUCUUGGGCAUUCAGCACAGGAUAAAGAGUCAAAACUUCUACUUCAAUGCCACCAAAGGAUUCUUCUGCCUGCGAAAUGAGACGGGCGACAAGUGUUUGCGGGAGACAAAGGGGCGAAAGCAUCCCCACGUGGAUCCGGCCGUUAUCAGUAAAUUGCGUCGAUUCUUCGCUGAUCACAAUCAAAAGUUUUACGAGUUGAUCGGUGAGGACUUGGGGUGGCCUGAAGAGUGAGAAGCAUACUCAAAAAAUCAGUUUUCUUCCUUUAAUCAUGAUAGUAAUGCCAUACAUUUGUAUAUGGUUUCAGCCAUAUUUCAUUCUUUAUAACGUUAGAUGUGACAAAGAGAGUCGCAAGAAGGGCCAUGUGAAUCAUAUCUUUUGUUAUUUCACAUCAAAGUAAAGUCACAAUAAGAACAAAAAAUCGUAGUGAAAAUGAUAUCGUAGCGGAAAAUUGCGAUAAAGUUUAGAAGAAAAAAAAAGGUAAAAGAGAUAAGAAUAAUAUAUAUAUUUUUUGAAUAAUUUUUAAUCUAUCUCUACAAUUCAAUUCAUCAAUUGCUAAGAGAUUUAUCGAAUGCAAUCAAACAUUCCUCCUUGUAGUGUGAGAAUAAUAAGAUCCAUUUUGUUUAGUGAGAAGAACCAAAGUAAUUAGAGAAAAGAAAUAGAUGAAAAGGUGACACGUUGAUGAAAGUAAUUUCAGUGCUUCUAAUAGGAAUGUUUCAUAUGGCUCUCUCAAUCAAAUAAUAGCAAAGGCAAGAGAAUUGUAGUGAGGGGAAAAGGUAUUUUAUUAAUCCACCUUUGUUACACUGAAACGCACUAGAAGAAAUCCUUCCAAAAUAUUCUUUCCAUUCCACUAUCAUUAUAGAGUUGUGACAAGAUGAGUAAACCAUGCUAGGAUAUCAUGACAA